Messenger RNA from Rhododendron vialii, 945 nucleotides. RefSeq lists its product as uncharacterized. The transcript has 2 exons. Lineage: Eukaryota; Viridiplantae; Streptophyta; Magnoliopsida; Ericales; Ericaceae. The record is from RefSeq and is a predicted model, not a curated record. Bases 21 to 857 code for a protein of 278 amino acids.
UUUGAUUUGCGUGAGCAUCAAUGGCGAAGGAGCAGGUAGAUAGAGCAGAGCCGCCUCCUCCUCCUCCUGUAGUGAAUGACAGUAACAAAUCUCGACAAAUCGCCGAACACCUUGUGUUUCUAGCUUUCUUGAUGGAACGAUGCACCGCAGCCAUGUGGGUGUUGUCGAUCUAUUUGGUUCCCCCACCAGACGUUUGGGCCAGACAAUUGUCUGCGGCCGCCGGCCUUCUUAUUUUCUCCAACUCUCUCUACCUCAUCUCACUGCUCUCCUCACUUCUAAAGAUGGCUGCCGAUCAGUAUGAUGCAAAUGCAAUAGAAGUUGCAGUAAUCGGAGCCGUGACAUUAGUGAUAGCUACCUGUGUUGCAAUCAUUGAAACUUUAAGAACUGGGAGCCUUAUCAGAGGCGUGACUUCAGUGAUAAUUAUUGGGGUUGUAGUACUUGGAGCCGCACUCAUAGCGGAAGAUGAAAGGAAGAAUCAAAUAGAAAAGGAAAAUACCGGACAACAGGAAUCUAAACUUGAUUUUAGCUCGAAGGAAUCAAAGGAAGAAGUGCAAGCAAAAGAAGAUGAAAAGAACGAGAAAAUAGACGAGGAAUUAACCAGACAACAGAAAGCUAAACUCGACGUUAGUUUGAAGGAAUCGAAGGAAGAAGUAAGGAGGCGGAGUAGUUGUAGUAGUGAAGAAUUCCAGAGCUUGGAAGCUAAAUAUGAUGCCAAGUACGAAAACCUACUUCAAAAAUACUUGGAUAGGUGCCAUGGAUGGGAGGAAGGGAGAAGCCAACUGAUGAAGGAGCUUGGUGCUGCUAGGGCAUCAUCUGAAAUCUACAGAGAGCUACUUCAUGGUUCAGAUGAUUUUUAACCUUAACAAUUAAUUUGCAUGCUUAAUUAGUUGCUUACUAAAGUACCACUUUUUUGCAUCUUCUUGUUCUGCUCAAUUUAAAUAAAGG